AUGUCAUUAGCUGGAAAAAUCGCCGUCGUAACAGGUGCCUCUCGAGGAAUCGGCAAAGGAAUAGCCGUUGAGCUUGGUGCUGCUGGCGCUACCGUCUACGUGACUGGGCGCUCCCCCGACAACGCACUCAACUUUCCCUCCACAACCACUCUAGCCGAGGUCGCGCAAGAAAUCACGGCCAAAGGCGGCCACGGGAUCGUCGCGUAUUGUGAUCACAGUAAAGCUGAUGAUGUGAAGAAAUUGUUCCAAAAAAUUGAAAAAGAACAGUCAGGAAGGCUGGAUAUUCUUGUCAACAAUGCGUAUUCGGCAGUUCAAUACAUCGGGAAGAAUGUGGACAAAAAGUUUUUCGAAUAUUCGGAAGAACCGGAAUACGCGUGGGAUGUGGUGAACAAUGUGGGGCUGAGAAACCAUUACAUUUGCUCGGUAUAUGCGGCGAGAUUGAUGGUGAAGAGAAAGAGUGGGUUGAUUUGCACGGUCAGCUCGCCCGGAGGAAUCAAACAUUUAUUCAACAUCCCGUAUGGAGUGGGCAAGUCAGCGGUAGGUACAAGGGAUUACAAAGCAAAAGACGGCGUUGAAUUUAGCGUGCGGUGUUCUCAGAGAUAUCUGAAGUUUUUGGCUUGUGCUUGGCAAAACUUACGGAUUUUUUAAACGAAAAUUUGUGUCUUUUUGGGCUCGAAAGUUCGAGGUCUAUAAGGAUCUCCCAGCCAUUCAUCUGUAGCUGCUAAGGCGGUAUUUUCGGCCAGCUUUCCUGAUUCUAUAAUAUUAGGCAGCUCAACAAAUAAUGACCCUCUUUGCCCAUACGCGAUGACAGCUCGAACCGACCUUUUUUCGAUAAUUUUAGGUUAGGGCUAAAUUACUGUGGUUUGGUCCAAAUAUUGUAAGAGAUAUCUCAAACGAAAGCCUGAGAUCUCAGCUACAAAACGAUGUCAUAUUUCGAAAUUCCACCAUCGCUUGCCUUUUUUAGAGGCUUUAAACUUUGCCCCUUUCAAAGAGGGUCAUUUUUUAUUGGACAAUAUAACACAUAACACAAAUUUUCUUUGAUUCCCGGUCUAAAUAUCAGAACUUUUUAGAUCUAGACUUUUAAUACGGAUCAUAUGACAUACCAUUGUGCCUGCAAAAUAUGAAAAUCCAAAUCUUUGAAACAAGAAUAGCUAGGUUUGGUCCAAAAAAAGGCAUUAUGUCCAUUAAUGUUUGUAAAAAAAAUUUAUCAAAAUUCAACAAUAUCCCUUUUCAGUGCGACCGUCUUGCCGCUGACAUGGCCUUUGACCUUCAAGACUACGGAAUUACCUCAAUCUCUCUGUGGCCAGGUGCUGUGAAAACCGAGAUUAUUCAGCAAACAAUUUUGGCGGGAAGAGGAAAGGUAUGCCCUUUUCUACCACCUUAUCUACAUUAAGAAUAAAAGUUUUUACCGCUCAAAUCUCUAAAUUCAUCAAAUUUCAGACCGAUCCAGCGCUUUUCGAGGAUGGUGAGAGUAUUUAUUUUGCCGGUCGAUGUCUCAGUAAAAUUGCCUCAAGCCCUGAUUCCUUCAAAUAUACGGGUAAAAUCAUUCUGACCGAUGAAAUCGCCGAUGAAUUUGGCAUCAACGAUGUCGAUGGAAGUGAGUCCAGUCUUUCAGUUUUCUCUGUUUGAAGCUUGAAUUUUGUGACUACAACAAGUGAUGUUUAUUUUCAGGCCGACCGCGGAAUCAGUUCUUCAAGAGCCAGAAAAAGUUUGCUGAUAUGAUAAACGCAAUCAGAACCGCCGAGAUCAAAAAGUCGUCCAUUUAA
Messenger RNA from Bursaphelenchus xylophilus (pine wood nematode), 1766 nucleotides. The record is from the annotation of a GenBank genome assembly. NCBI's taxonomy places the organism in Eukaryota, Metazoa, Nematoda, Chromadorea, Rhabditida, Aphelenchoididae.